GUUUAACAACAAUUGGAAAUGGAAAAGGUCGUCACUGAAAUUUAAAAUCAAAACUCCAAAAUUCGACACAAUCUCUUCUCUUCUCCCUUUCUGUGUUUUGGAUUUGAUUUUAUUCUGUUUUGAGCUGAGUUUUUGUUGAGGAAGAUGAGUGUGGUGGGUUUUGAUUUCGGUAAUGAGAGCUGCGUUGUUGCAGUUGCGAGGCAAAGAGGGAUUGACGUUGUGCUUAAUGAUGAGUCCAAACGUGAAACGCCUGCUAUUGUGUGCUUUGGUGAGAAGCAACGUUUCAUUGGCACUGCUGGUGCUGCCUGCAGUCUGAUGAACCCUAAGAAUUCAAUAUCAGAGUUUAAGAGACUCAUUGGCAGAAAAUUCUCUGAUCCUGAAUUGCAACGGGAUCUUAAGUCAUUGCCAUUUCUUGUUACCGAGGGGAAUGAUGGGUAUCCGUUGAUUCACGUGCAAUACUUGGGUGAGGCUAAGAAAUUUACACCUACACAAGUGUUUGGUAUGAUGUUGUCGAAUCUUAAGGAAAUUGCAGAGAAGAAUCUCACUACGGCUGUUGUUGAUUGUUGCAUUGGAAUUCCAGUUUAUUUUACUGAUUUGCAGAGGCGGGCGGUGUUGGACGCGGCCACGAUUGUUGGUCUACACCCGCUUCAAUUGAUUCAUGAAAUGACUGCCACUGCUUUGGCGUAUGGGAUUUAUAAAACGGACCUUCCAGAAAACGAUCAACUGAAUGUUGCUUUUGUCGAUGUUGGGCAUGCUAGCAUGCAAGUCUGUAUUGCUGGAUUCAAGAAGGGGCAGUUGAAAGUGUUGGCUCAUUCGUAUGAUAGGUCUUUAGGUGGUAAGGAUUUUGACGAGGUUUUGUUCCAUCACUUUGCUACUAAGUUCAAGGAGGAGUAUAAGAUUGAUGUUUUCCAGAAUGCUAGGGCUUGCUUAAGGUUGAGGGCUGCCUGUGAGAAGAUGAAGAAGAUGCUUAGUGCAAAUAGUGAGGCACCUCUCAACAUUGAGUGUUUGAUGGACGAGAAGGAUGUUCGUGGCUUCAUGAAGCGAGAUGAUUUUGAGCAAUUAAGUCUUCCAAUUUUGGAACGCGUCAGGGGACCUUUGGAUAAGGCACUUGCUGAAGCAAAUCUUACCAUUGAAAAUGUGCAUAUGGUUGAGGUGGUUGGUUCAGGUUCUCGUGUACCCGCCAUAACCAGAAUAUUGACAGAGUUUUUCAAGAAAGAGCCUAGGCGAACAAUGAAUGCUAGUGAGUGUGUUGCCAAGGGUUGUGCUUUGAAAUGUGCAAUUCUUAGUCCCACGUUUAAAGUACGAGAAUUUCAGGUCAAUGAAAGCCUUCCUUUCUCGAUUUCCCUUGCAUGGAAAGGUACUGGUCCAGAUGCACAGGAGAAUGCACCACAAAAUCAGCAGAGUUCUCUUGUUUUUCCCAAGGGUAAUCCCAUACCAAGUAUCAAAGCUCUAACAUUCUACAGGUCAGGAACAUUUUCUAUUGAUGUACAUUAUGGCGAUGUAAGUGAGCUGCAAACACCUACCAAGAUUAGCACAUAUACUAUUGGUCCGUUCCAAACUGCAAAUAGUGAAAGGACAAAAGUGAAAGUGAAAGUUCGUUUGAAUAUUCAUGGAAUUGUAUCUCUGGAGUCCGCCAUGCUCCUGGAAGAAAACGAAGUUGAGGUUCCGAUUACCAAAGAAUCAACAGGGAAAAAUACUAAGCCAAAUAUCAACGAAGCCCCAAUUGAGGCUGCUACACCUCCAGCCUCCGAUGACACUAGUGCAAAUGUGCAAGAUGCAAAAGUUAGUACUGAUGCUUCGGAGGGUGAAAAUGGUGUUCCUCAGAAUGAAGAUAAGCCUCUGCAAACAAAUAUUGAUACCAAGGCUCCAAAGAAAAAGGUUAAAAAAACAAGUAUUUAUGUAUCAGAGUUAGUUUAUGGAGCAAUGGGCUCUUUGCAUGUCCAAAAGGCAAUAGAGAAGGAGUUUGAAAUGGCUUUGCAAGAUCGUGUGAUGGAGGAAACGAAGGACAAGAAAAAUGCAGUUGAGGCUUAUGUUUAUGACAUGAGAAACAAGCUUAAUGACAAAUACCAAGAGUUUGUCAUUGCUUCAGAGAGAGAAGAUUUUACUGCCAAACUCCAGGAAGUGGAAGAUUGGCUUUAUGAUGAGGGUGAAGAUGAAACUAAAGGUGUAUAUAUUGCUAAGCUUGAAACACUAAAAAAGCAAGGUGAUCCAAUUGAAGGACGUUACAAAGAAUACAUGGAGAGGGGUAAUAUGAUUGAGCAAUUCAUGUAUUGUAUAAAUAGUUAUAGAGAAGCUGCAAAGUCGAAGGACCCCAAAUUUGAUCACAUUGACAUUAACGAGAAACAGAAGGUCAUAAAUGAAUGUGUUGAAGCUGAGAAAUGGUUUAUUGAGAAGCAACAACUACAAAGCUCACUUCCAAAAUAUAUCAACCCUGUACUCUUGUCAGCUGAAAUUAGAAAGAAAGCUGAGAUUGUUGAUAGGUUCUGCAAGCCAAUUAUGACAAAACCAAGGCCAACUACUUCCACUGGAUCAGGAGCCCCAUAUUCGCACGGUGAUGAGACGCAACACCCUAGAGGGAAUGCAAAUGCCAGCAGUAACGAAAAUACUGGGGAUAGAAGUAGCCAGGCUGCAUCAGCUUCUCCUGAACCAAUGGAGACUGAUAACUCUGAGAACGGAGACUCUGCAUAAUUUUUGUUGUUGGUUUGCACUCAAGUUCAUGCUCAGACUAAUAGUCUCUAUACCUUUGUGCAAGCAUUUGAGUAAGCAUUGGGCCUGGGAAAGAUGAACUUUGAAAGGUUGACUGUGAAUGACUCCUAACGUUUGGAGUAAGUAUAACCCUCUCGACUGGUUGGUAUCGUAAGUUUUAAUUAAUAUUAUGGUGUUAUUUCAGAAUACAUACUUUUUUCACUAAAAGAGUUUUAAAGAAAAUACGACAACAUGGUAAAGUUACUUUCUCUA
Vigna radiata var. radiata (mung bean) is the source of this 2958-nucleotide messenger RNA. Its product is annotated as heat shock 70 kDa protein 14. Lineage: Eukaryota; Viridiplantae; Streptophyta; Magnoliopsida; Fabales; Fabaceae. The coding region runs from base 145 to 2688 and encodes 847 amino acids. The record is from RefSeq and is a predicted model, not a curated record. Gene Ontology annotation, biological process: protein folding. Gene Ontology annotation, cellular component: cytosol; nucleus. Gene Ontology annotation, molecular function: ATP-dependent protein folding chaperone; ATP binding. The transcript is spliced from 10 exons.